Molecule: messenger RNA, 1295 nt
Organism: Acanthaster planci (crown-of-thorns starfish)
Lineage: Eukaryota; Metazoa; Echinodermata; Asteroidea; Valvatida; Acanthasteridae
Source: RefSeq, a predicted model, not a curated record
GUCAUUGUAAACACAGCCGAAGAGAAACUGAAUCUUCAAUUCUAAAUCAAGGUUGUUGGAGUCAGCGAGGACUUGAAAUCUAAAAAUUAUGAGUGCCCUGCAAAAUGAUUCGUGGAGGCUGGGAACGCCAGAACUGAUACAACAGAUAGCCAUGCUAGCAUGGCUGAACAAGGCUGAGAAUGGCGAGGAGUUCUUCAAGUUGGUCUCAACAGCCAGGGUGUGGUACGAGCUUUACCAACGGGCCAGCCAUAAUGAUGAAAUUGAUGCUUACAAGGCAGAGACUGUCUUAGCGAUUGCAAACUAUGUGAAGAGUCACCCUCGUGCAUCUCGAGAUGAACUGACAAAAGAGAUUGAGAAGCAGAUCCAGGCAUUUGCUGCCAAGAUAGAGGCCCUAUGAGCUACAUUUGUUUAAUGCCUUUGUAUAUAAAUAGUAUAGUACUAAAUAGAAUCCCAUGUUUACUAUAUUAUUUGUCUAUUAAUGAAGUCUGUAUUAAUACUAAAUAUGGCAUUGUUGUCAAAUUUUCACAAAUUCAUCACAGUUUAUCUGUCUUGAGUUUCAAAUGAAAUGCAACAAAGGCAUUUUAUCCAUUGUUCACCCUGUUACUACUUCCUCCAGACCUUUUGGACUUGAGAGGGAAUUGUGACAAUUUUUACUAGCUGAGCUGUUGUACUGUGAAUCUUUGAGAGGCAGCUGUGAUAGAAUCCUGAUAAAUUAGGUGUACGUAAAGCUGGAAUACAUUGUAGAGAACAAUCAAGGGCCAACACUUCAUGAUUCAGACACAAUCGUAAGCACUGAAUACCUGGUCCAUGGUACCGGCAUGGUAUUUGUUGCAAUGUUGUAAUGUACAUGUAGUAUAUCUGGAUUGCUUGUCAUCUGUUGGGUUGCCUUAAAAACAGUGCAUGAUGGAGAGUAUGAAGCCACCAUAUGACACUGUAUAGGGGGUGAUGUUCAUGAUAUAGUGGUACAUCUAUAAUAUGUCUUACAUUCAUGCAGAAUCUCGCAUCAGAAUGGCAUAUUAUGGGUUUUUUUAAUUGUUUUUCCUUUUUGAGUGAUAUUUAAUACAUUUUAGUCGUUGUGAAGUCCGAAAAAUUAUUCAUAAUCCGCUUCAAUUUUUUGCUCCCCACAAAAAGUGUGGGGCAUGAUUCAAUAGCCCACCCCCCUUAAAAAGAAGGGGGAUAUUGCCCUCCCUCCUUGUUGAUGCCAAUGGGUGCAUUCAAUUAGCUUACACGUGUACAUGUAAGUCAAACUUACUCGAGAGCAUUCAUUUAGCCAUCACGUGAUUUUCAUGCCUGCC